AUGGUUCUUAUAGGGAAGAUUCCCCGUGAUGUUGGAAACCUCACAUUUCUUAUUUCUCUUGACUUGAGUGGCAACAAUUUGCAUGGAAAUUUGCCUCAAGAAAUGGCACGCUUGCGUCGGCUAAAGUUUCUUGAUUUAAGCUUCAACAACUUUAGAGGGGAAAUUCCAUCUUGGCUUGGUAACAGUUUUACUGGUUCCAUUCCUCCGUCACUCUCGAAUGCCUCAAGGUUGGAGAUUUUAGAAAUAUCUGCCAAUUUACUUCAAGGAAACAUCCCCGAAGAGAUUGGCAAUCUUCACAACCUGAAAUUUUUGUCCAUGGAAUAUAAUCAGCUUACAGGUUCAAUGCCAUUCACAAAAUUCAAUAUUUCUAGAAUUGAAGUCAUUGCAUUUACAGAUAAUAGAUUAUCAGGAGAUCUUCCCAAUGGUUUAUGCAAUGGUCUCCCACUACUCAAAGAGAUUUAUCUAUCAUUAAACAAGCUUCAUGGUCAUUUGCCUAAAAGCUUGUCAAAUUGUUCACAACUUCAAAUAUUGUCUCUAUCCCAAAAUAAUUUUGAUGGACCAAUACAUAAUGAAAUUGGAAGAUUGAGUAAUUUGCAGACAUUAGAAAUCGGAUACAACCGUUUCACAGGCAUAAUUCCACAAGAAAUCAGAAAUCUUGUUAAUUUGGUGAUAUUAGACAUGGUGGGAAACCAGAUAACCGGCUCUAUCCUGAUCUCCGUAUUCAAUAUCUCAUUGCUGCAAUCAUUGUUACUGUGGGGCAACAAUCUUAGUGGAUUCUUACCACGGGAGAUUGGCAACUUAACCAAGAUGCAAUUCUUAUAUCUUAACCAAAAUAGGUUUACUGAGUAUGGAUUGGAUGGACUGGUGUCAAUAAAAUGUGAUGUCUAUAGUUACGGGAUCAUAUUGCUGGAAACAUUUACUAGGAGAAAGCCUAGUGAUUUUGAGAGAGAUCUUAGCUUGAAGCAAUGGGUGAGUUAUUCACUCCCAGAGGCAGUAAUGGACGUUGUGGAUGCCAACUUGGUUACACCAACUGAUAAUCGCUUACAGAAGAAGCUAGAUGUUGUUGCAUCAAUCAUGAAAGUGGCAUUAGAUUGCUGUGCUGAAUCUCCGGCAAGAAGGGCAAACAUGAAAGAUGUUGUAGGGAUGCUACAGAAGAUGAAGAUUCAACUUCUUGCACACUGA
This is a messenger RNA of Solanum verrucosum, 1182 nucleotides long. Its product is annotated as LRR receptor-like serine/threonine-protein kinase RGI3. Bases 1 to 1182 code for a protein of 393 amino acids. The record is from RefSeq and is a predicted model, not a curated record. Gene Ontology annotation, biological process: protein phosphorylation; hormone-mediated signaling pathway. Gene Ontology annotation, cellular component: plasma membrane. The transcript is spliced from 4 exons. Gene Ontology annotation, molecular function: protein kinase activity; protein binding. NCBI's taxonomy places the organism in Eukaryota, Viridiplantae, Streptophyta, Magnoliopsida, Solanales, Solanaceae.